AUGUCUCGGCAGUCUGCCUGUAAAAGCUUCGGAGGAGGGAGUAGAAGGGGCUACAGCUCUUGCUCUGCCGUUGGUGGUGGCUUUGGAGGAGGUGGCGGCAGCAGAAGCAGGAUCAGCUACAGCUCGUAUUCCUCAUCCAGAGGAGGAGGAAGCGGUGGACAGUGUGGAGGCUUCAGCAGCAGGAGCCUCCACAACAUGGGUGGCAGCAGAGGGUUUGCUGCGGGUGGGUGUUACGGCAGUGCAGGCAGAAUGGGUGGCUAUGGAGGAGGAAUAGGUGGCAGAGGAAUGGGUGGAGGAGGAAUGGGUGGCUGUGGUGGAGGAAUGGGAGGAGGAGGAAUGGGUGGCUUUGGUGGAGGAAUGGGUGGAGGAGGAAUGGGUGGUGGAGGAAUGGGUGGCUUCGGUGGAGGAAUAGGUGGAGGAAUAGGAGGAGGAAUGGGAGGCUUCGGGGGUCCUGGCUUCCCUGGAGGCAUCCAACCAGUGCACGUUGACUCGAGCCUCCUGCGGCCCGUCCACGUUGAGAUCGAUCCUCAGAUCCAGCAAGUGAAAAACCAGGAGAAGGAGCAGAUCAAGACUCUUAACAAUCAGUUUGCCUCCUUCAUUGACAAGGUGCGCUUCCUGGAGCAGCAGAACAAGGUUCUCUCCACCAAGUGGGAGCUCCUGCAGCAGCAAGGGCCUUCAGGACCCAGGAAGAACCUGGAUGUCAUCUUUGAGAAUUACAUCCAGGGCCUAAGGAGGAGGUUGGAGUCUCUGUUGGGACAGAGGGGAGAGCUGGAAUCCGAGCUGCAGAACAUGCGCCAGUACGUGGAGGAGUACAAAACCAAGUAUGAGGAAGAGAUCAACAGGCGCACUGCUGCUGAGAAUGAGUUUGUGGUGCUGAAGAAGGAUGUGGACACCGCCUACAUGACCAAGGUGGAGUUGGAAGCCAAGGUGGGAGCUCUGACUGAUGAGAUCAACUUCUUGAGGGCCAUCUAUGAGGAGGAAUUGUCUCAGAUGCAGACAAUCAGCAGGGACUUGUCUGUGGUGGUGUCGAUGGACAACAACCGGCACCUGGACAUGGACAGCAUCAUUGAGGAGGUCAGACGGCAGUACGAGCAGAUUGCCCAGAACAGCAGAGCUGAAGCUGAGGCUUGGUACCAGAGCCGGUAUGAGGAGCUGCAGAGCACUGCUGGAAGGCACGGGGACAGCCUGCGCAACACCAAGAUCGAGAUCCAGGAGCUGACCAGGAAUGUCCAGCGGCUGCGGACUGAAAUUGAGAACGUGAAGAAGCAGAUCCAGCAGCUGCAGGCAGCUAUUGCUGAGGCCGAGGAGAGGGGUGAGAUGGCCUUGAAGGAUGCCAGGGCGAAAUUGGAAGAGCUGGAAACUGCUCUGAGCAAGGACAAGGAGGAGCUGGCUCGCCUGCUGAAGGAAUACCAGGAGCUGCUGAAUGUCAAGAUUGCCCUGGAUGUGGAGAUUGCCAUGUACAGGAAGCUGCUGGAGGGAGAGGAGAACAGGCUGUGCAAUGAUGGGAUGUCCAACGUCAAUGUCUCUGUGGUAGGCAGGACCACCAUCUCCGGAGGAAGAGGAGGCAUGGGAGGAGGAUUUGGAGGCAGCAGCAUGGGAGGAGGAUUUGGAGGCGGUGGAAUGGGAGGAGGAUUCGGAGGCAGCGGCAUGGGAGGAGGAAUGGGAGGAGUGUGUGGCUCAGGAGGAGGCUUUGGAGGUGGAAGCUCUGGCGGCAGCUGUGGAAUGGGAGGAGGAAUGUACAGCGGAGGCUUCUCCUCUGGAAGUGGAAGGAUUUGCGGCUCUGGGGGUGGCAACUUCAGCUCCGGUGGGGGAUCCUCCUCCAUACGGAGAUGCGUCACAACCACCUCCGUCAAGUCUUCAGGAGUGAGGUUCUGAGCCCUGAAGGCCGACUGAGAAAGAAACAAAGCAUGUCCUCCCUUCCCCCGGCAGCAGCGCAGCCUCCUUAAAUCCACCUCCGGUAGCCCACCGUGAAACAAACUGUGUCCCUCAUGGCCAGCAUGAGCCAGCUGGUCUACCUGGCUUGUUCCCAGCAUGGGAGCCUGGUGGCCGGGACACACUGCUCCACAGCCUCCUACUCAGUGAAGAAAUAGCAGCCCGAGCAAAGUCUCACACGUGGAUACCCCGUACGGAGAGCUGAUUUCAAGGAGGAACCGCUCUGCCUUCCUUGCUGCAUUGUACAUUUCUGGCUGCCCUGUGGCAAACGUGUAUAAAACCACUCUUUCUUCCUCUGUCCUGAUGGCCGUAGCCCUGGGGUGCUUCUGCAUGCAGUACAUCCUGUUGCUUCCAUUCACUUGUGUCGUGGCUUGUGGCACGUGAGG
This is a messenger RNA of Tympanuchus pallidicinctus (lesser prairie-chicken), 2318 nucleotides long. Its product is annotated as keratin, type II cytoskeletal 3-like. Gene Ontology annotation, biological process: intermediate filament organization; keratinization. The record is from RefSeq and is a predicted model, not a curated record. The transcript is spliced from 9 exons. NCBI's taxonomy places the organism in Eukaryota, Metazoa, Chordata, Aves, Galliformes, Phasianidae. Gene Ontology annotation, cellular component: keratin filament. Bases 1 to 1875 code for a protein of 624 amino acids. Gene Ontology annotation, molecular function: structural constituent of skin epidermis.